Hippocampus zosterae (dwarf seahorse) is the source of this 2765-nucleotide messenger RNA. RefSeq names its product L3MBTL histone methyl-lysine binding protein 2 (gene l3mbtl2). Lineage: Eukaryota; Metazoa; Chordata; Actinopteri; Syngnathiformes; Syngnathidae. Gene Ontology annotation, biological process: regulation of DNA-templated transcription. The record is from RefSeq and is a predicted model, not a curated record. The transcript has 18 exons. Gene Ontology annotation, cellular component: nucleus. The coding region runs from base 370 to 2337 and encodes 655 amino acids. Gene Ontology annotation, molecular function: zinc ion binding.
CUCUUCCCCAACGCAGGUGGCCUCGCGAGAAUAUAGUCAAGCGACAACGAUGACGAAAAACGUAUGCGACCGCCUGUGUAUCCCAUCUGCCGAAUUUAAGAACAUUACGCCUGGAGGAUGUUGCGGGGUUAGACUGCCGACAACCAUAUUCGAUUAGCAGCAUACAGGAUGUUUUCCCACUGUGUGGCAAAACUGCGGAGAACGACGUGACACUGGUUUGCCUCACCCAACUGUCACCUCUGCAGUGAUCAUUUUGGUAAAGACUACUUUGAGUCCAUAUCACCCUUCGGGGUUCCAAAACUGAGAGCCGGGGCGGUUCCCACUGUGUUUGUACGCCCGCCGUGCCUUCCUGCUAUCAAACACGGGAGGAUGAAUUCAGAACCAAAAGAAUCCAAUAUUACAACUCCUUCGCAGAUAAAAAGCAACGAAAUAGUACCAUCAGGGUCACAUCAUACAGAUGGGCCAAGUGAUGAGGAACGUCAGAAACAAGGAGAACAAGAGCAGCCUAAAGAAGAAACAACGGUGUGCGAGAUGUGUGGCGCAACUGGCUGCAGUAGCAGCUUUUACUCAAAAAGCAAGCGUUUCUGUAAUAUAACCUGCGCACGCUCCUUUGCUUCCCGCUUCAGGAAGGUAGCUGGACUUACACGCCUGCAGGAAAAUCCCCUUACGAAAAAGCCCAAAGUCUUGAGGAAAUUUAUUAAAGCUCGCUUGGCAGAACUGGAUGCACCGGUUGCUAUUUUUGAUUGGGGUGACUAUUUGGAGAAGGAAACGUCCUUGGGGGCGUCUGUCUCCUGCUUCAGACACGUUCCAAUGUGUGCCCAAUGGGACGACAUCAGUGUUGGAAUGAAAGUAGAAGUUCUGAACAGUAAUGCAGUCCUGCCCACGAAAGUUUACUGGAUCGCUACCGUCAUAAAAGUUGCAGGAUACAAAGCCUUGUUGCGAUACGAGGGCUUCGAGCAUGACAGUAGCCGCGAUUUCUGGUGCAGCCUCGUUUCGGGUGAGCUGCACCCCAUUGGGUGGUGCGCCAUGACCGGCAAGCUCCUGGUGCCUCCGCAAGAUGUGGACAACAUCCUUGACUGGAAAGAGUAUCUGAUGAAAAAGUUGGUGGGGGCCCACACUCUGCCUGUUGAGUUCUACCUCAAGCUGAGCGAGAGCCUUAAGCAGGAGUCCUUCAAAGUGGGCAUGCGCGUCGAGGUGGUCGACCCCAAAUACGUCAGCCGGACCCGCAAGGCCGUCAUCGCAUCCAUUACUGGCGGGCGCCUACGCUUGUUGUACACGGACCAGAGCGACUCCCCUGAAAACGUCAUUACGGAUUUCUGGUGCCACCAGGCUAGUCCUCUCCUGCACCCGAUUGGUUGGUCCAAACAAGUGGGUCAUGACAUCAAAACACCCAGUGUGAAAUCUCCAGGUGCUGGUUUGAAGGGUAAUUGUGACAGUACAUACAACCUCUUUAAAAAGCCUAGAUUUGUCUUCAUGGAAGGAUGUUUUUUUGAGGAGGGAAUGAAGAUAGAGGCCAUUGACCCUCUAAACCUGGGUAGCAUCUGUGUGGCAACUAUACACAAGGUGCUCUCAGACGGCUACCUGAUGGUCGGCUUCGACAGCGGGCCAUCGCUGAUUUCGGACUGGUUCUGUUACCACGCCUCGUCUCACGCCAUCCUACCCAAAGGCUUCUGCAGAAAGAAUAACAUCCCUCUCACCGUGCCGCGAGGUUUUGAUCCCAAGACCUUCACCUGGGAACAUUACCUGAAGGAGACCAAUUCAACAGCUGCACCUCCACAUCUGUUCAACACUGACUUCCCGGGUCACGGCAUCUCCCCCAACGUGAAACUCGAAGCGGUGGACCUGAUGGAGCCGCGGCUGGUGUGCGUGGCCACGGUGAAGCGUUGCGUGGGACGCCUGCUCCUCAUCCACUUCGACGGCUGGGACGAUGACUUUGACCAGUGGGUCAACUACGAGUCCCCCGACCUCUACCCCAUUGGAUGGUGUGAGCUCAUCGGCUACCAGCUCCAGCCGCCCCCUGGACUUGUCGUGGAAAACCAAGCGGUCCAGGCAAAGAAGCCAAAGCUGCCUUUGUUGAGGAAAAAAAAGCGGAAGAACACAAAGAAGCGCUCGCACCUUCUUCCUCACGCAAAAGAGGACAACGGCGACGAUGACGAUCAAAAGCCGCCUUCGGGCAACGUGACCGUCCCACCGCCGUCGAAAAGGAAAACGGCUCUUCCAAACAUGCCCCCGGUUCAACCCAAAGGAGAACCAGAAGAGCAGGAGAUCGCUACAGUGGAAGUGAAAGUGGAGGAGGUGGAAAUGGAGACUCUGAUCUCCAAUCAAACUACAACAUAAGGCUGCAAUUCAAGAAGCCUUGCAAGAGGGAUUGCGGAACAUCAGGUGAUGCCUGGUGGUUUUUAUGUAUUUAUUUUUUCGUUUAACCUUUCUCCAGAAAGUGUGCUGAGGCCCACAUGUGGAAUAGAGAAAACCAGACACAAUGGGCUGGGAAGUUUUUCCUUGAUUGUAAUGUUUUUUUUGUUUGUUUGUAAUUCAAUAAGGGCGGCCCGGUAGUCCAGUGGUUAGCACGUCGGCUUCACAGUGCAGAGGUACCGGGUUCGAUUCCAGCUCCGGCCUCCCUGUGUGGAGUUUGUGUUCUCCCCGGGCCUGCGUGGGUUUUCUCAGGGUGCUCCGGUUUCCUCCCACAUUCCAAAAACAUGCGUGGCAGGCUGAUUGAACACUCUAAAUUGUCCCUAGGUGUGAGUGUGAGUGUGAAUGGUUGUUCG